CACUGCACUGCCCCUCCGACAGUCAGAAACAUGGCUUUACGGGAGCUAUCAUCGCUGGAGAAAUAUUUAGGAUUAAAAAAGCCGAACAAAUACAGUACACAGGGGGACAAAAAGAUACCUGUGCUACAGAACGUCAAUGGUCCUCCGCUGGUGGGCUUGGUGACUGUCGCCUGUCACCUGGUGAGAGAGGCCAAGCGCCCGGAGCUGCUGGGAGACUGUGCAGAGAGCAGGGCAGUGGUGCAGCAGUGGCUGGAGUACAGAGUCACCAAGCUGGAUGGCUGCACGAGGGAAGACGUCAAGACCAUCCUGAAGGACCUCAACCUCUACCUGCAGGACAAGGUCUACAUGGCUGGCAACCGGUUCACCUUAGCGGACACCUUCAUGUUCCAUGGAGUCCAUCCGCUCAUAGUGGACUUGGCCGUCCAGGAGAAGGAGCAGUAUGUGAACGUGACACGAUGGUUCGACCACAUUCAGCACUACCCAGGCAUCCGGCACCCCCUUCCACCCGUAGUUGUGCUCAGGAACAAAAUUUACUCCAGCAAACACCACUGAGGCCUGAGACCCCCCCCCCCCCAACCUAGCCUGAGUCGUCACACUCUCAUCUGUCUUGUGGAGCGGACCUGGGCUAAAAGUCUGUCUCAUCAUCAUCAUCACGUUUCCACAUAGUCAUGAUUACCCAAGAUUUGUAUUCCUGUUUUUCACAUCGUGAUUCCUGCCUUUAUGUUUUGUGUCUUCACUCUGCCUGUUCGCUAUUUGGAUCUUCUACAAUAUAUGUUUUAUCAGGAAAAUCAGUAAAAACAAAACCAGUUUUAUUAGUUCUAAUAAAAUCAAGUUCAGUUCAUAUUUAAUAUUUGUUUUUAAUAUUUCAGUGCCAUUGGCUGUUGACUUUAACUCAUUCAACACUUUUCAUAAGACGUUUGGUGUCUUAACCCUUAUUCAGUAUCUAGGGAGCAAAAAUGUCAGACAAUUAAUUUGCACUUUUAUGCUUUUUGUUGGCAAUUUUGACUUUGUCGGUGACUUGGAAGUCUGGAAGGGUUUCUAUUUAUAUAUGUUUGAAUGUGGAUUUAUUUUGUCUGAUCUAAACUAUGAACAUGCGAUUACAAGUAUUAAAAGAAGCCUUCAAAGAUGUUACUUAACUGGCAGUACAUUAUGGCUUUUAGCGCAUGCAGCUUCCUUUAGGCCACAUGAAUGCAUUUUCAGCAACAGUUUUUCCAAAUGCAUGUGGUCGCUGGUUCACCAUCACGACCCCAUAAUGACCACCGUCAUGCUGCCAUCUCUCUGCCCUGAUGGUCUCGUGGUCUCUCUCAGCUCUCAUCCCUAACGUGAUGGUAGCGUUUUGUUUGUUUUCUUUGGAUUUUAUGUUUUUCACAUGCAACUCUCAGCCAUUGGACUGGACAGUUGAGUGUGUGUGUGUGUGUGUGUGUGUGUGUUCCUGAUUGCAUCCACUUCCUCACCACCAGUCGUGUGGGCAGCAGUGAGCAGUUUGAGCGUCAGCCCCAGAGUCGGAGAUCAGAGUGAGGCUCCAAUCAGUCCCACUACCACCACUGUUGAUGCUGCAGGCCAGAGAGAGGGCAGCGGGCUCACCAGCUGCCACACAGAUCCAGCCAGCCAAGGCCAGAACCCAGGCCCCUGGGCGACAGUCAGCCACUGUGUGUCAUUUCAACCCUCGCGCUCCCACGGGGAUGCUUGAGAGAGAAGGACGAAGGGAGGCAGCGAGGGAGGGAGGGUGGGAGGCCACAGAAAGAGAGGAAAAAGAGCACCCAGAGGCCGAGGGAUCUUUUUGUGACAUGUGAACAAUGAUCCGUGCCUCCGAAAGCCUUACUGCUGCUGGCUGGAUGUUUGCUAUUAGCGCCAUUACCAGGCCUCGCUGUGGCAGCAGAUCCUGUAAAUUAACAUUAUGAAGCUAAUGAUAAGUAGACAAAGAACGGUAGGAAAUGAAAUCAUAUUUUAAAAGAAAACACUAGUCUAAAGCUUAUAAUACUGGUUUAUUUUGUGUUUGCAUCAAAGUGUCUGUUGUACUUUACUGUCUUCUCUUAACAUGCUUUCAGCUACGUUUUUACUUUGCUCCAUCCAAACAGGAGCUACAUAUCUUUGUGUCUGUUGUGGCUUCUGUGUGUUUUUUUAUUAUCUAAUGUCGCCAUGAUGUUCAUCCUCUGUCAAUAAAAUCAAAAAGAUACACAGCUCGUGA
Molecule: messenger RNA, 2188 nt
Organism: Anarrhichthys ocellatus (wolf-eel)
Lineage: Eukaryota; Metazoa; Chordata; Actinopteri; Perciformes; Anarhichadidae
Gene: eef1e1
Product: eukaryotic translation elongation factor 1 epsilon 1
Exons: 4
Coding region: 31-552 (173 amino acids)
Biological process (GO): positive regulation of DNA damage response, signal transduction by p53 class mediator
Cellular component (GO): nucleus; cytoplasm; aminoacyl-tRNA synthetase multienzyme complex
Source: RefSeq, a predicted model, not a curated record